Arabis nemorensis is the source of this 681-nucleotide messenger RNA. Lineage: Eukaryota; Viridiplantae; Streptophyta; Magnoliopsida; Brassicales; Brassicaceae. The record is from the annotation of a GenBank genome assembly.
AUGACGAUCGAAAGAGCUCGAGUCCCGUUGAGCCGGUGGCAACAAGCGGCGGUAGCGAUGGGAUCUGCGGUCGGUGCGUUGGUAAAUCCUCGUAGAGCGGAUCUGAUCGCUGCUCUCGGUGAAACCACUGGUAAACCAGCUUUUGAAAUGGUUCUUGAGAGGAUGAAGAAGAGUCCUGAAGGAAGAGCUAUAUUACUGGAGCGUCCUCGUGUAGUGUCAGAGCAAGUAGGUCAUGCUUGGGAUCUACCAGACAACACAUUUGGAGCUGCGUAUGCCAAAUUCAUGGGAUCUAGAAACUUCUCCCCCGAUGAUCGUCCGCCAGUAAGAUUCAUGGAGACAGAUGAAUUGGCUUAUGUAGCAACACGGGCUCGUGAAGUUCACGACUUAUGGCACACUCUAUUUGGACUCCCUACAAAUCUUAUAGGUGAGUCGGCYCUAAAAGUCAUAGAAUUUGAGCAAAUGUAUCUACCGAUGUGCAUGCUUUCUGUGAUUGGAGGCACUGUGAGGUUCAACGAGACGCAAAGAUCAAUGUUCUUGAGACAUUACCUUCCUUGGGCUGUUCGAGCGGGAAGACAAUGCACAGACCUCAUGUGUGUGUACUAUGAGCGUCACUUUAGUGAAGAUUUAGAGCAAGUCAGAAGAAAAUGGGGGAUAAUCCCUGCUCCUCAACAUCCUAAAUGA